Blastocystis hominis is the source of this 1295-nucleotide messenger RNA. Its product is annotated as Aspartate aminotransferase. The coding region runs from base 1 to 1254 and encodes 417 amino acids. The record is from RefSeq and is a predicted model, not a curated record. Gene Ontology annotation, biological process: biosynthetic process; amino acid metabolic process. Gene Ontology annotation, cellular component: mitochondrion. NCBI's taxonomy places the organism in Eukaryota, Bigyra, Opalinata, Blastocystidae. The transcript is spliced from 3 exons. Gene Ontology annotation, molecular function: pyridoxal phosphate binding; L-aspartate:2-oxoglutarate transaminase activity.
AUGUUCGCUAAGGUUGUUAAGUUCGCCAGACCUACUGUUUACCGCUCUUUCGCUACCUCCCGUUGGGCUGCUGUUGCUCAGGCUCCCCCAGAUGCUAUUCUCGGACUGAACGAGAUGUUCAAGGCCGAUAAGGAUCCUCGCAAGAUUUCUUUGGGAGUGGGUGCUUACCGUGACGACAACGGAAAGCCCGUGAUCCUUCCUUGCGUUGCGGAGGCUGAGAGACGCAUCGCCGGAAAGAGCGACCACGAAUAUCCUCCCAUUCAGGGUCUUCCUGAUUUCAACAGAUUGGCUGCGGAGUUUGUCUAUGGCGCUAACAGCCCUGCCAUCAAGGAGGACAGAAUUGCUGUCUGCCAGGCUCUUUCUGGAACUGGUUCCCUCCGUCUGAUUGGAGACUUCUUGAAGAACGUGAAGGGAUACGAGCGCAUUUACAUCCCCAACCCCACUUGGCCCAACCACUUCGGUGUGUUCAAUGCCGCUGGCAUUCCCAACGAGAAGUACCAGUACCUGGAUGCCAACAACCGUCUGAAUAUUGACGGAAUCCUGAAGGCGAUCAAGGCUGCUCCCAGCAACUCUGCCUUCUUGUUCCAUGCCUGCGCCCACAACCCCACUGGUGUGGAUCCCACCAAGCAGCAGUGGAAGCAGAUUUCUGAUGCUGUGAAGGCUGCCGGUUGCGGAGUUGUCUUCGAUUGCGCUUACCAGGGCUUCGCCUCUGGAGAUAUGGAGGGUGAUGCUUACGCUAUUCGCCUGUUCGUGGAGGAGGGUCACCAGAUCUGCCUGGCCCAGUCCUUCGCCAAGAACUUCGGUCUCUAUGGAGAGCGUUGCGGAGCUGCCUCUGUGGUGUGCGCCAGCAAGGAGGAGAAGGAGCGCGUGCUCUCUCAGCUGAAGGUUGCUGCUCGUACUCUGUGGUCGAAUCCUCCUCUGUACGGAGCUCGCAUUGUCCAGACCGUCCUGGGCGAUCCCAAGCUGAAGGCUCAGUGGUACGAGGAGUGCGCUGGAAUGGCUCACAGAAUCAUUUCGAUGCGCCAGGCUCUGGUCGAUGGUCUGAAGAAGGCCGGAUCGACUCGCGACUGGUCUCACAUCACCAGCCAGAUUGGUAUGUUCGCCUACACUGGCUUGACCAAGGAGCAGGUCGAGCGCUGCAUUAAGGAGUUCCACAUUUAUCUGACCAUGAAUGGUCGUAUCUCCAUUGCUGGACUCAAUACCAAGAACGUGGAUUACGUUGCUAAGGCUUUCCAUGAGGUUACCAAGAACUAAGCCAUUUGAAUUCAUGGUUGUUUCAAUUACAAUUACGAGUG